AUGGCUUCCCUGUCCACUCUUUCCCACCUCCUCCAGGAAUGCAUCUCAUCUCUUCUCACCUGGAAAGCACUAGCCCUGUUCCUCGCACUGAUCAAUUUAAAGAAUCUUCCUCUGGUCUGGCAUGCCCGCCUCGCCCACCACCUCUACCGCAACAUCCGGCGCACCCCGCAAGACCCGCACCACCCAGCCUCCACGCACCCGCCGCCGCACGCGACGCACCCGAUCUUCCUCCCGCUGACCAUCAGCUCGCGCACCCCGAUCCUGGAAACCGACUACAACUUCCACAAGUCCAACAGCACCUACUUCUCCGACCUGGACAUCGCGCGCACCGCCCUGGCCACCCGCAUCUUCACCCCGGGGUCGCGCAUCGUGAACCGCGCCCUCGACGCCGAAGCCGCGGCGGCGUCUUCAGCAUCAGCCUCAGCAUCAUUCGGUGGGAAGGAGAAGAAGCAGCCCCCCAAAGGCGGAAGCAAACUCGGGCUGUACAUCGCCCUGGGCAGCGUGUUCUGCAGCUUCAAGCGCGAGAUCAAGCCCUUCGAGCGCUAUGAGAUUACCUCGAGGGUGAUCGGUUGGGAUGAGAAGUGGGUGUAUAUGAUUAGUUAUUUUGUGAGGCCCCAGGCCGGAAAGAAGGGGAGGUUGUUGGCUACCGCGCUGAGUAAGUAUGUGGUUAAGAAGGGACGGGUGACGGUGCCCCCUGAGAGGGUGCUGAGGGCGAGUGGGUUCUUGCCGGAGAGGCCGGUGGGGUCGGUGGGUUCUGGGAGCUUGACGCCGGGGGAGAGUGGGAGUGGGAGUGGGAGUGAGGAGGGGCAGUUGGAUGAGGGGAUUACGGCCACGGCCACGGGGGUGGAUGCGGCGGUCGUGAGGGAGGUGUUGCUGGAUGCUGGGGAUGGUGAUGAAGCGGCGAAGGAGGAGCAGAGGGUGAGGAAUGUUCAUUCGUGGAAUGAGGAGGAUUGGCCGUGGGAGAGGAUCGAGGAGGAGAGGUUGCGUGGGUUGAAGGUUGUGGAGGGGUAUGCUGGGUUGGAUGCGAAGUUGUUUGAGGAGUGGGGUGGGGAGUGA
Molecule: messenger RNA, 1056 nt
Organism: Aspergillus aculeatinus CBS 121060
Lineage: Eukaryota; Fungi; Ascomycota; Eurotiomycetes; Eurotiales; Aspergillaceae
Product: acyl-CoA thioesterase
Exons: 2
Coding region: 1-1056 (351 amino acids)
Source: RefSeq, a predicted model, not a curated record